AUGGCGGAAUUUAGCGCGGAAUGUAAUAGUGACAGCAAGGUUUUAACAGAGCAAAAUAGCGAUAAGGUCGAAGUUAUCGAAAGAAACAAAUCUGACAGCGUAAAGCUGAGAGAAGAAGAUGUACCAGGAGCAAUUUUACCUCGGGAAAUACCAGAAGAAUGCACCGUGAAACAGCUGCAGCGAUGGCUUCUUUGCCGUAGAGCUAAAACAACUAGAAAGAAAAUGCAGCUUGUUCAAAGGUAAGAAAGCUUUGAAAUUAUUCAAGAACUCUUAUUAUUGCCCCCUGUGCUUUACAUUACGAUGCUAGUCGACAAUUUUCUGAGAACAUUGUUAAUACGUUCGUGUUUUGUCUAUUGUGUUUCAGGGUAAAAGACUAUAUUGCUGGUGGCCUAAGCUCGAAGAUAAAGGACCCUGAUGGUGGAAUCCAUUUGGCUAAAGCUAAGGCAGACCUGAGACUCAUGGAAGAAAUUAACGCUAAAAAACUCAAAGAAAACUUUCCAGUGGACGGAUUUACAAAGGAUUUGAAUAUUUUACCUGCUAUAUCAUUUGGUACAAUAUGGAGGUACAUGAUUGAAGAGAGUGAUGCUAAGAAGCAAUUAUCCACAGCAAAACCUCUUGUCAAGGGAUACAAUUUUUUUAAAUCUGGCCAUGUCCUUAGCAUUAAAUGCAGGGAAUCUGACGGAAAGUUUUAUGUUAAAAGUCAAGUUCUUCCAUCAAUGAAAAAGACAGUGUUGUAUAAUUGCUUCAUUGUUUUCAACAAAGAUGGCAGUGUAGUAACAGCUUAUGAUGGUUGCCCAGCUGGAGUUGACGGGCGUUGCAACCAUGUAACUUCAACACUAUUUGCACUGGAGGAGUUCUUCAAACAAAGUAAAGCACCUGUAAAUCCUUCCUUAACCCCUGCACUUUCUUGCACUUCAAAGCCAUGUGCAUGGAAUGUCCCAAGAAAAAGAAAGAUUGACAAUCUGCCAAUUGCCAAAGCCAAAUUUAAAAAACAUCAACAUGGCAAACUAAGCAAGAGUGAGGAUAAAUCUCCUCCAUCAACAAGGGAUGUUACAGCACCACACCAGCAGUACCCGAAUACAAACACUGACAUGUAUAAUUUAUUGCACCGUGUCAAGGAGAUUGAGAAUAAGACAGGCAAGAAAAUGGCCUUAAGUCUCAUUUUACCGCAGAAAACUUUGGAGGAAAAUAAAGAAAUGAUUUUGGUUGAACAUAAUUACUGCACACCCUUGACUCACAUUGAACCAGUUGAACCAGAACAAGGAAAUGGUAGUCCAGUGUCAACUGAACUGUUAUCACCAGUGAAAUGCCAUCCAGUGAGUUUGGAAGAAAUAAAGGAAAGGUGCAUGCAUAAAAGUUAAGAAAAGGCUCUUUGCUGAUGAAAAGGAUGUUGAUCAAAUUGAAAAAAAGAAACCAUGGGCCAAUCAGUAAAUGAAAACUGGAAUCUGCAUCGAAAAAUAAGAAUAACUGCAUCUAAAUGCCAUCAAAUUGCCACUCUGCAAGCAACUACCUCCCUUACAAAGGCCAUUAGUGAAGUCUUACAUUACAAGCAGAUCCCUCAAACAAUUUAUAUGAAAGAGGGCUUGUCAAGAGAAGGUGCUGUUAUUGCAGAAUACAUCAAAUCAAGGAAACUGAACAAUCAAAAUGUCCUAGUGAGACCAUGUGGACUUUUCAUCAGCAAAUCACAUAAUUUCUUGGCUGCAUCUCCAGAUGGCUUAGUAUACAAUGCCGACUCCACUGAGCCAAGUUCCAGUGGACUUAUUGAAAUAAAACUUGUCUUCCUAAAGGAGAAUGAGACUUUGCAUGAUGGACUUAUCAGAAAAAGAAUCUUUCUUCCUGGUUCAACUGAUGGACAGCUGGUUAUCAACCAGAAACACAAGUAUCACUAUCAAGUCCAGCAACAGUUGUUUGUUACAGAGAAAUCAUGGGUGGAUCUGGUGAUUAAGGGAGUUAAAGAGCUUACAGACAGAUCAUUUGUAGACAUUGAAGGUGUUUUCAUUUCGACAGUAAACUUUGAUCGUAAAUUCUGGAGUUCAGUGCUCCCAAAACUGGAGGCAUUUUACAAUGAGCACAUUCUUGUAGAACUUGCUUAUCCGCGUGUUAAAUAUGGCCUUUCAAGAUUUGACAUGAGAGGAUGUUGA
Messenger RNA from Pocillopora meandrina, 2141 nucleotides. NCBI's taxonomy places the organism in Eukaryota, Metazoa, Cnidaria, Anthozoa, Scleractinia, Pocilloporidae. The record is from the annotation of a GenBank genome assembly.